Messenger RNA from Triplophysa rosa, 2163 nucleotides. Its product is annotated as galanin receptor type 1. Lineage: Eukaryota; Metazoa; Chordata; Actinopteri; Cypriniformes; Nemacheilidae. Bases 1 to 1086 code for a protein of 361 amino acids. Gene Ontology annotation, molecular function: G protein-coupled receptor activity. The transcript has 2 exons. Gene Ontology annotation, biological process: G protein-coupled receptor signaling pathway. The record is from RefSeq and is a predicted model, not a curated record. Gene Ontology annotation, cellular component: membrane.
AUGCCCGCCAUCGUGAACCUGCUGUUUAACACAGUCUCCACCAACACCACCAUCUCCUUCUCUCUGGUGUUGCCUCUGGUCAGCAUCCUCUCUCUGUUGGUGGGGGUUGGAGGUCACCUGCUCGUGUGGUUGGUUUUGAUGCGCAAUCCACGGCGCCGUUCCAAGCCCAGCUCGGUCCUCCUGUUAAACCUGAGUUUUGCGGAUCUGUGCGCUUUACUCACUCUGCCCUGUGUGCUACUGAGUGCCAGCUCUCAGAACUGGCAGCUGGGAGGAGGCGUUUGUGUGCUGUUAAGCUUCAUGACCUCUCUGACGGCCGGAGUGGACAUCUUUAGCCUGGCUGCCCUCUCUGUGCUGCGUUAUCGGAUAGUGGCUCCGUCGACGCGUCCCCCCGCAACCCCUGCGCAGGUAGCUGGCACAGUUGCUGUCAUCUGGCUGGUUUCCAUCGCCAUGGCCCUACCUAAGGUCACCUAUAUCCAGUUUGAUAGUGGGUGCACUUGGUCGGUUGGGCGUGGUCACUGGCUGGGGUUCCUCGUUCCUGCGUUUCUGGUGUACUACGUUGCUCCUCUUCUUUGCAUCGCCCUGCACUGCGGCCUGAUCAUCACACACCUGCACCGCUGCCGGGGCACUCUGGCAGCAGACCACCGCAAUAAAAAGGCCACCGCGCUCCUCAUCGGCUCCACCUUGGUGUUUGCCAUCAGCUGGCUGCCCUACUACAUACUAGAGUUUGUGAACGUAUUGUCGCCAUCCGUGCAUUCCGUAAGCUCACCCGUCAACUGGUCCGUAAGCCCUGCCCCCAGCUCCGCCUCCCCAUCGGCAAAUACGGAGGUGUCUCUGCUGUGGGAGGUGACUUCGCUGUCUGCCAUUCUUCUGAUUUGUCUGGCACCUUGCUGGAACCCGCCGCUCUACUUCCUGCUAUCUAAGCCAGCCCUCAGGCAACUGAGAGCGCUGUUACCCAUAAUGCACAAACGCUGGAGAGCCGCUACCCUCUUACAGCACAUAGUGCCAAAACACGCUCCCACACAACCCCACUCACAGCCUGGGUCUCAACACGCUGCGCAGAUGCUACCGGUAACACAAGCGCAAUGAGAAUCGCUUACACAUCCACACGCUUGGUACAAUCUAGAUUCGCACGGUAAGAAACAGAACAUGCCCCGUAUAGCAACCCAGCAAGACUGGCGGGCGGCAAACACACCCACUCGCAUGCGCAAAGUACACACAGACACGCCCAACACAGCGACAGGUGUUUUCUGUUUGAGCAUCCUCAUCUUUCUCAUGGUGGCUGGGAUUGUGAGUUGCUUAGUAACACUACAGAGAAGAUAAGACCAUGGACCUCUGCGUUUUAUGUUCAGCAUCACAUUUACAAUGUCCCAGCAUGCCACCUGCAUCGUUUUCUUCCCAUCUUUCCAAAUCUCUCCAUCACACCAAAAAUGUUUCUUGUACCGCAGCAAAUUUCCAUCACCAGCUCAGCCACACUACACACGCAUUAGCAUGUCCUUGACAACAUAUGUAUUCAUUUUAAUUCGCUUGUAAAUGUGUGCUGUAAUUCUGAUUGCCAGUGUGGUGAGUAAUCAUUUAGAUUUGUGUGGGCUGGCAAUGGCUGGUACAUCAGAUGUAUGGUAAACAUGGCUUGUUCGAUUCUCACUGGCUGUCAUCUGUAAGCUUUCUGACGGCCAUCCUCAGCUUAACGUGAAAUGAAAUGCGCCGGUGUUUAUUUGUAAUGAAAAUGUAUUUAACGAUUUCCCUUUAAUGAUAGAAUCUUGCAGUGCAGUCGAGUCUCUGAGAACUCCGUCUCUGUGUCACCUGCCGAUGAGUCAUCGCUCUUCACAGGAGCUUUCAUUCUCUGCUAAUAUUGUUGCCAGUGUAAUAAAAUGUGGAUCUGAAUCGAUCCCACACUUUCUCUGCUGUUUUUAUUCCCUGCUUCCCCACUGUAUCCUCCUCCCUCCAAAUCAACUCAUUUAUUUUACUGAGAUGAACGGGGAGGAGGGGUAAAAUUGAAAAGGAUCCAGAUAUGUAUUUUUCACUUGACAUCGGUCUGUAAUGCCACAGGAGUCGGAUCUGUUCUCUCUGACAAUUCAUCUCCCCAGCACAACGAAUCAUGACCUUCUUCCAUUUAUGUGUCUUUCAGGCUUUGGCUGAAAUGCAUUACAAAGUGGCAUUCGUGGC